Plasmodium inui San Antonio 1 is the source of this 1131-nucleotide messenger RNA. RefSeq lists its product as hypothetical. The transcript has a single exon. The coding region runs from base 1 to 1131 and encodes 376 amino acids. The record is from RefSeq and is a predicted model, not a curated record. Lineage: Eukaryota; Apicomplexa; Aconoidasida; Haemosporida; Plasmodiidae.
AUGGGGGGUUCAAUUUUAGGCAACUUUAUGAACUCUUUAAGGGCCGAUGCCGAGAAGAGAAAACACUGUAACAAGGAACCAAAUCUUAACGAAGGGAUUUGUAAGCUGACAAAUUAUCUAGACAGGCCCAUAUCAGUUUCAGAGGAUAUAUUCUCAGCAAAGGAUGAGGGUUGGUCGUCAAGCUUAAGGAAUUUCCUUUAUGGGAGAAGUCGGAGUAUUUGCGUUUAUUUGGAAUUAUGGUUAACAGCGUUAGAAUUAACCUCAGCGGCUCGAGGCGAAAUAUUGGGGGGGAAUUGCAAAUAUAAGGACUUUAAGGAAGAAGUAGUCAGUGGGCGAUCAGGAAGCAGAUGUAAGGUUGAUGUACAAUUAUCACAUUGGCGGAAUUUCGUCCAAAGAAGUUCAUUAAGCAUGAGCCAGAGUUACGAGAAGAAUUUACAACUAUGUAUGCAGAUAGUGCGGGAAAUCUAUAAAGGGUUAAAAAUAACCCAAGUGGGCAGAACAACCAAAGUAAAUCUGAAGCAAGAGCACAAUAUAUGCGGCAAUGUCUAUAAGGCUCUAACAGAGUGGGUAGAUGAGAAGUUUGCGGAGGAGAUCCUAAAGAAUUGGUUCAGUACCGAAGAUUCAGAAGGGAAGCCGAUGAAUACUUUACAGGUGGCCGGGACAGAUCUCUUUGAAGUAAUAAGUGAAGAUUUAAUCGGUGAUGAUGCAGGCAUAAAGGAUCUGAAGUGUAAGUGCGAAGGAAUCAAGGGGGUAGGAAUCCAGUCAAUUGAGAAGAAGUUCAUAACAGAGAAAACCCAGGAUAGCAUAACAGAGAUAGUCCAACAUCUCCCCAGCGAGGACGUCACGACGGAGGAUAGUCUGAGCAGCACGCUGCAGGAGUAUAUACAGGAAUCUAACAUCGCAAAGGGCAGUGAAGCUGAGACGGACGAUUCAUCGGGAAGUGGACCCUUCACAGUAUCAGCCGGGGUUUCUUGGGGAGGAAUGAUUGGCGGGGGAGCAGUGGCUGUUGCUCUAGGUAGCUUAGGUGUUUAUGGGAUGACAAGGAUAAUGACGCGGGGAGGUCGAGUGGCUAGGAGGGGUUCGAAGUAUCAGAGGGCAAUGGGCUCAGUGUCCUAUACUCCCAAGCCGUAG